AUGCCGACCUACUUCGAGAAGCUCGCCGCGGCCAAGCAGGCCAUCGCGGCGAAGUCCAAGGAGUCCUACGCGCCGCCCCCGCGUCUCCACGUCGACGAGAACACCGGUCUCAACCGCCAGGGGCUCGAUUACGUGGAUCCGAUAAACAAAACCAAGGGCUCCGUGGCGCUGCCCCCGUUCGCCAAGCCCGUGGUCGAGCGCGACGAGGCCACCGGGGAGUACUACGUCUCCGAGGACCGCGCUUACGAUUCCACCGCGACGCAGGCGGCGCCCGAGCUCGCCACCAGGUUCCACCUCGAGCGCUUCCCAAUCGACGAGCAGGGCCGCGAGGGCAUGGGCCCCGCCCCGUUCGCUCGCGCAACCUUCGACGUCGUCGCCGAGCAGGACACGCAGUCGGCGCCGUACACCCACGUCGACCACGCGCAGUACAAAUCCGUCGUCUACGACGAGAUCAUCGACCCGUACCACUCGGAGAAGUCGCCGUUCAGGAUAGAAUCGCCGAUGGCGCACGGACUGGAGAAGGACCCGUCCGCUCCUAAAGCCUUCGGCGCGUACACGUGGACGAGCCUGGACGCCGCGCAUCCCGGCACCAACACCAUGCGAUUCGACGUCGACCCCAGCGGAGGUCCGCCAAAGAUGGUACAUCAAGGAGGCGGCGGAGGGCGCGCAGAGGGAAUCGGACCUUCGCGACAGGGUCGCGCAGCUGGAGGAGGAGUUGGCGAAUGA
Messenger RNA from Micromonas commoda, 726 nucleotides. RefSeq lists its product with no specific name. The record is from RefSeq and is a predicted model, not a curated record. Lineage: Eukaryota; Viridiplantae; Chlorophyta; Mamiellophyceae; Mamiellales; Mamiellaceae. Bases 1 to 726 code for a protein of 241 amino acids. The transcript is spliced from 2 exons.